CACGAGCAGCCGCGCUGGGUGCCGACGUGGUCCGACCCCAGCGAGCACGGUGUUUGCACGGAGAUGGCCAAGAUCGUCGCCGCGGCCGACAAGUACGGCGUCCUGCCCCUCCUCCGGCCCUUCGUCUCCGACUGGCUCGUCCACGCCCUCCCGCCCUCUCGCAUCGGCGGCCAGGACGCCAUCGAUCCCGAGAUCGCGGAGCGGCUCAACCUGGCUUGGCAGCUGGGAGCCGUGGGGCGCGUGGAGGAUUACACCCGGAAGCUCGUCUACGACUCGAACAUAUCAGCGGCGAUAGUGGAGGAGUUGCUCGCCGAGGCGCGGAAGUGCCCGGUCGAUAGGUUCCCGGCGCUUCCAGGACUGUUUGGCGUGGCGGCAAAGCGCCGGGAGGCGGGCAUCCAGGCCGCCCUGGACUUUUUCGGUCAGAUGAUAAACGACCUUAACAACGACGACCCCUGCCGGCAGCCUAUAUUUGACCCCUCGUCCAUUCCCGGGUAUACUCCUGUGGCGGCCGCCGCCAUUGAGGAGCUGAUCGGAUCCGUUUCCGAUCGUGACUCGGUGUAUCGCCCACUAUGCGGAAUCACGAUAAACAUGUAUAUCUCGGAGCGUAUCAAGGAGGUCGGCGCCGAAAACAUACCACCGCAGGUCAAGGAUUUCCCUUCGUCCGUUAGCGAUUUGCUAUACACGAUUCGCUGUAUCCACGGCUUGCAGCCUGGGCGCGUUCCCGCGCCGAGAGUCCUCCAUCCGGCGUGCCUCCAGGUCCUCCAGAAGAAGUUCGAGGACUUUGCAGCAGAGCUUCUCAGCCGCUGGUCAGAGCCGGAAUCCAUCCUGGAGUUGGAACAGGUUGAGUGGCUCAAGAGGCGCAGCGAUAUUCUGGCGACGGGUAGUUCCUCUGCUUGA
Chaetomium fimeti is the source of this 897-nucleotide messenger RNA. RefSeq lists its product as uncharacterized. The annotation marks the transcript as partial. NCBI's taxonomy places the organism in Eukaryota, Fungi, Ascomycota, Sordariomycetes, Sordariales, Chaetomiaceae. The record is from RefSeq and is a predicted model, not a curated record. The transcript has a single exon.